AUGAACGAGACGGGACGAGACGAAGAUGAGAAAGGUCGCCGCAAGCGAUGGCUGCCGAUACGAAGCACUGGCACCUGCACCUCGAACCCGGGCCAGACAAGAGCUUGUUUCACAGCCGUCAAACAAAGGACAGCCCUGCCUGUCCUGCCUGUCCGCCUGCCUGCAACUCUGAUCCACAAUUCUUGCAUUGUGUACAUUGUAUACACCGAGACCAGCCUGUUCCUGCAACCACACGCUCUGUCGCUCAUCCUGCUCUCGAUUCAUGCCUGUAGGGCUGCUGUAAGGCUAUCAGUUUGUCUUGGCAUCAUCCGCAUUGAUCUAUCGACCCAAGACGGCAACGCACUAGUCGAGCGGGCUGACGGGUUCGUUGCGGCGGCCAUCGCUUCGCUUCGCUUCGCAUGCAUCGCAUCAACUCGUCUCCCUGUGUCAUCACACACACACCAUACCCCUGACCAGAAGCGGGCCACCGCCAGCACCACCGUCCGCCGUCAAUCACGGCCACCUGGUGACAGAGUGACCUCUCUCACACACUCGCUCACACACUCACACCGUGCCCGUGCCUGGGUUGCUUCACCCCAGUCCCGCCUCUACGGCCAGCAAUUGAGUCUUUCUCAGCCAAGCAAGGCCUCCCUCAGACUCUGCCUUUGCCUAGAUACCGUCUCGGUCUGGCGACUGUGGAACAAGCCACCCCCGGAUGCCCCAGGCCCGCCAGCAAGACACCCACCCCGUGGCUGCAGCUUCUGCGGCAUCGCCUAUCACCUGUCCGGGUCGUCCGUGGUUCCUGCUUCUAAUUCAGGUUUAGCCCAGGGACCCGGCAAGGUCCACUUUCCCUCGGUUUGA
Diaporthe amygdali is the source of this 840-nucleotide messenger RNA. RefSeq lists its product as uncharacterized. Bases 1 to 840 code for a protein of 279 amino acids. The transcript is spliced from 3 exons. Lineage: Eukaryota; Fungi; Ascomycota; Sordariomycetes; Diaporthales; Diaporthaceae. The record is from RefSeq and is a predicted model, not a curated record.